Peronospora matthiolae is the source of this 543-nucleotide messenger RNA. The record is from the annotation of a GenBank genome assembly. Lineage: Eukaryota; Oomycota; Peronosporomycetes; Peronosporales; Peronosporaceae.
AUGCUGGUGUGGCAGGAUGUUUUCACCGAGGAUGAGGUGAUGUCGGACUCGCACAAGGUGUCGCCGUGCAAGGACAUGGAAGGCAACGCGGUUCCUGGCAUGUUUCAAGUCGAGUCCAAGACGGUGGCCAAGGGCGCCGACAACGUCGACAUUGGCUGCGGAGACGCCUUUGGUGGGGACGAUGAGCAGGUGGACGAUUCCGUCGAGACGGUCAACAACGUGAUUGACGACUCGAUUGGCUUUGGCUACAUUGAGACGGGUUUUGACACGAAAGCCGAGCUCAAGACGUACCUCAAGUCGUACUUCCGCAAGACGAUGAAGCACCUCAAGGCGACGGAUGCAGGCGACGAAGCGCUGGCGCAAUUCAAGAGCGACGCGCAGGAGAUUGUCAAGUUCCUCGUGUCCAUGUUCAAAGAACUGCAGUACUACAUGUUUAAGUCGUGCGACUCGGAGGCUGGACUUGCGUACGCCUACUACCCCGAAGGCGCUGUCGCCCCCACCUUCUGUUACAUCAAGUGGGGGCUCAAGGAGGUGAAGUUUUAG